Molecule: messenger RNA, 3578 nt
Organism: Pomacea canaliculata
Lineage: Eukaryota; Metazoa; Mollusca; Gastropoda; Architaenioglossa; Ampullariidae
Exons: 6
Coding region: 696-2087 (463 amino acids)
Biological process (GO): positive regulation of protein localization to cilium; regulation of cytokinesis; positive regulation of cilium assembly
Cellular component (GO): midbody; centrosome; ciliary basal body
Source: RefSeq, a predicted model, not a curated record
GAAAAAAAACAACAACAACCUAUAAAUACAGCUGGUCAGUGGAUCUAUGUAAGGCCUUGUUGUAGCUGGCUGCUAUCUGAGCGGCGGAAUCCUUGUUGUCAGGUCCGGGAACCUUUUAUCGCGAUUAUUUGCUGACAUGAAAACGUAUAUACGAUGAUAGUGUCCCUACGCCAAAAAAACAGAGCUUUAAAUAUUACUUUUCUUCAUAAAAUACUCAAAUAUAAAAAUACAUGCAUGAAAUGAUCAUAAAAAUGUUUCAAGGCAUUAGUACGUAUGAUCGAACAAUUAAAUUGUAAAGUGCAUUUAUACCUAAAAUAACCUUAUUAAAAUAAAACUAACAAUUAAUAACUAAUGUCAAAAGUAGUUCGCUAUCUUUAUCGCAUAUUAAGAAAGACUGAGUUAAAUGCAUCAUAAAAGAUCAUAAAUUUACUGCAGUUAGUAAUAGAACAUUCACACACAGUAGCAGACGUCAUCGUCAAGUGGAGAUCACUCUGAAGAAGGGAGUAUUAAGUAUGCAAACAUUUUUUCGAAAUAUGGUUGUAUACAUAACUUAUAAUUAAAUAUUGUAUCAUUGUUUUGAGACCUGUUUGGUUUUAAUACAUUCUUGAAACUACUUUGUUUGUUUGUUUGCUUGUUUAUUACACUGAAGAAAUAAAUCGUCGAAAAGAUUGAAACUGAGGAAAUAGUCUACAAGUAUGGCGGAAGGCGGAGGGGAGGAGGAACACGAAAAUCCCUUUUCAUUUAAGGCUUAUGUGAAAAAGAAAGCGAAAAAGCAAGAAGAUCAAGAUACACAGCCUGAUGAUAUAUUCGCUGUUACGGGGUCAACAGGAGCUCGUAAAAAAGAAAAGCCUUCUUUGGUCGUUGCUGAUGAAGAUGAUGGUGUAUCUCACUCCUCAACUUCAAAAAAAAAGGGAAGCAAUGAAAAUCCAUUUUCCUUUAAAAAAUUUAUCAGCAGUCAAGGAGAGACUACAUCUGUUCGAAAGAGCUCACCAGCUGACCUUUCCCGAAAUGAUGCAGCAAUCAGGUCACCGAAUCAUGACUUUAGUUCUUCAAGCUCCAUCUCUUCCGGAGCACAAAACCAGAGUAAGGCACAGCCUGCAGUAGCCCCUCCAGAUUUUGCUUCAGACUUGCCUGAUUUUAUUUCCAACCACUUUGGUAGUGAACACCUGCAAGAAAACAGUCAUAGGCAUCAACUGCCAGACUUCACAUUACCAAUUGGGAAAGAGAGAGAGAUCAGAGUACCAAACGAGUCACUGUUAGGCUUGGGCAGGAGCAGAAAUGGAGACUGGAUGUCAGAAAUAAAAAACACAUCUUGGGAGGAGGAAGAGGAGGAGGGAAGUACUCAACAUGGACGACACUUUGAAGGCAUUAGUUUGCCAGACUUUUUGGUGGACAGUGCAGUGCCAAGUACUGUACAGGUUCAAAGUGUGGAAGGGGUAAAUAGUGAAGAUGCUGUUUAUGCUGCAAGUUCAUCUAAUACACGAUUGCCUACUCUUCCUACUCCUGAACCGAAGGCUGAGGAGUUUAGCUGUGUGAAAAGUGGUAGAGAUAUUUCAUUAACUGAUGAUUCCACUGUUAGACAGCUGAGGGAGGAGAACAGUCGACUUCGAGCAAUGGUAGCUCAGAUGAGACAGAAGGCUGCAGAUGAGGAUGCAAGGGUGGCUGUGUUGGAAAAGGAGCUACAGAGACUUCAGAAGAAGGAAGCCGAAGAGACAGCUGUGAUGGAAAGAGCAGUGCAACAGGUGGAGGAAAAUCUGGUAGCAACGACAAGGAGAGCUGUUCAAGCUGAGACUCAAGUUGCUAAACUGAAGCAAGACAUCAAAACCCUUCAGUCUCAGGUAAAGGCUUUAGCAGCGGAGAAUGAGGCCCUCAGAUCAGGAGAUCAUGGAUUAUCAGACAUUCGGGAGCGUACAAAGUAUGCCUCAGAACAGCUUAAGGCAUCUGCUUUUACUGCUGAAAGCAAUCUCAAAGAGCUGUUGUCCGGAGUUGAGAAACUGAAAGUUCUGGGACAGAUACUGAGCUGCUUAGAGAAGGUAACAGAUGCCGAGGAGACACCAGCUCAAGACACCAGUGCAGCAGGAACAUGAUGCUGGCCUUUUGGGUCAUGUAAACAUGUGCCCUCUAGGAAUAUUGAUUUUAACUUUGAAUGCAGCUAAUAAUACUGUAAAAAAAAAAAACCAGGGAAAACUACAACUAUGUGUUCAAGCAGUUUUGCGGAGUACAUCUUGGAGUCUAUUUUCACCCGCCUACCUCAGACAGGAAGGCAGUUGUAUUUGUAAAUGAUUUCUGUGUUUAUAAAAACUAAAAAAUCUAAAACAUGUAUAUUAGUUUAAAAUGAACCAAAUUACUCGAGUAAAGAGGAAUGGGGUGGGGCUUCUAUCAAUAGUAGGUGUGGUUAGUAAAUAAAAUCAAUUUCAUUGCUUUGGUUUGGAAUGUCUUUUGGGUUAUUUCCCUUGAGGAUUCUAGCGUACAGAAAGUCUUGUCAGUGAUGAUCACAUUAGCAUUUUCAUUCAGUGAUAUAUGUAUUGGGAAAUGGGAUGAUUUUUUCUCUGACAAUGAUGUUUUUGAGCACUGAUAGUAAAGGCAAUGAAAGAGUGACUUUGUUAUGUGACAAAGCCUGGGACUGUAACUGCUGAAGAUGUAAGUGAUUUCAUAAGUAAUUGGACAAAAUGUGAACAGGUGGGGGGUGUUGACCACCUUGUGAAGUUAAAUGUGAGAGAAAACUUGAAUGUCUUGCAGUGAAUGAUUAUUGUGAGUAAUGAGAGACAACUGCAAUAGUAUGGUGCUCAUAAUACUAAUGGUUGUCAUGUCAGCAUAUUCAUCAUUGUCUUCCAGCUACACUUGGUAUUUAAUAAUUGUUUUCUUUUUUGUUACUGAUUUAUCUUACCAUAUCUGUUUUUCAGUCCUUAUGUGUUUGGAAGGUUAGUGAGGAGCAUGUGUGCAUUUGUUGGCAUGAGAUUGUGUCUGUAUACAUGAAAAAGCAUGCAUAUAUACAUUUAUUCUUUGAGUGUGUGAUGGUGUUUACUUGAUAAAGCUGAUUUAAGGAGCUUUUGUUUCUUAAGGCUUUUUUUUUAAAAGUUUUCUUGUUGGUUUCAGUUGUCAUCACUUCAAACAAUGCUGUUGCAAGUCUCUUGUCUGUUGCACACUCAUCACCAAGCAAAGAAUUUCAAGAGAUUUUACUGUACAAAGAAUAUUAGCUUCACUGGAGAUUUCUGGUCAUAUUCCCUCUUGUCAGUACUGCAUUCAGCAUCAAAUAAGGGUGAAGCUCGUUGAUGGCAAAGGUUGCUUGACCUAGUAUGCUGAUUACUUUAUUGGCAUCUGGCUUACAGGUGCUCAUAUUUAUUUGCUUGCUUUCUUAAUUCCUCCCACACAACUCCAGUCUCCUUAGCAUGGGUGGUCACACAUGGAAUGUUUGCAAUGUUUUCUUUUUAAGAAACUCGAUGUUAUGACAUAGGCAUACCGAGGACGCACUAGGCUUUCAGAAUCAAAAUGUUCAACAAAAAUGAAAAGAAAUGCUCAUACUUCCUUCUUGGUAGUUUAUAACUUGGAGCCUUUAUAAUUAAAGGUGAAUGAUAUUA